Molecule: messenger RNA, 4494 nt
Organism: Lolium perenne
Lineage: Eukaryota; Viridiplantae; Streptophyta; Magnoliopsida; Poales; Poaceae
Product: glycosyltransferase family 92 protein Os08g0121900
Cellular component (GO): cytoplasm
Molecular function (GO): glycosyltransferase activity
Source: RefSeq, a predicted model, not a curated record
UGUGUGAAUUAGGUGCAACUAAACGGAAAGGCUAUCGUUGCCACGUCACACUCGCAAAUGAAGUUUGGUAGGCAGGCCUAAAACAAACUUGGAGCAAUGCGCAGCUGUGGAGUGUCGCUCUUGUGCUUUCUCAUCACUUCACCCCAUUUUCUGCAUCUCUACCACGGAGACACGGAGCACAACACACACACACUCUCUCUCUUCUGCUUUGACCCCCGCAUUUGCUCCCUCUGAGAUGUCGUCGACGGCGUACUCGGGCCGGCGAGCGGAGGCUGCCGAGGAGCUUCACCGGCAAGAUCGAGCCCAAGAAGCUCGGCCUCAGCCUCCUCGCCGGUGGAUGCCUCGCGCUCCUCACCUACGUCUCCCUCGCCAAGCUCUACUCGCCUGUAUUCGGUGCGUACCCCGAUCCAAUCAAGCAUUCUCGACUAGCUUUCCUUUCCGAUCUAGCUUAAUUUGAGCUGCUCCCCUCAGCCAUGCCUCCUUUGCUUUAAUUUAAUUGCUCCAAGUAUCGGGAUGUAUCUUUCCCUUCCAUGAAUACGAGUUGGAGCCGGUUGGUGCGUAUCCUUCCACUCCGCGAAUACGAAGAUCGAGCCGGGGGCUUCGUUGCGUGAAAGUAACGCGACCGAUUCGAUUUCCAAUUGAUUUGAACCGACCCGAAUUUGGACGGGUUUCGUUGCGUGAAAGUAAAGCAACCAAUUCGAUUUCGAUUCCAAUUCCAAUUCAGAUGUCCAUAUAUUCUCAGAAUUCCGGGACCCAGAUCCAAACUCUGUCUCCGAUUCCCUGAGCAACACAGCGAACGAAAACUCCCCGCGCGCGAGCGAAAACACCCAGCUUUCCUCGAGCCGCCGUUCGCAAAGCCGCCAUGCCGAGUCGUCGCCGCCGCAACCGCAACCGCAUCCUCUCCUGCGUCGGCGCAGCUUCGGUGGGCGCGCUGCUCUUUUUCGGCGCCCAGAGCAGCAUCGGCCUCGGCGGCGGUACUUGGCCGCAGCAGCAGGACCAGCUCUUCCGGUCGCCGGGGCCACCGCCGCCGGAAACCCUAAUGUCGAUGCCGCGCCAGACGUCAGAGGCCGAUCUGUCCUUCGCGCGGCGCCUACUACCCAUCCGCCGCCACUCCCAGCCGCAACUCCGGGAGGAUGCCGUCCUCCUCCCAGACCGGGAGGUUCUCGUCCUGUCCGCUGACCCUGCCGUGGGGAACGCCAUGUGCGUCUUCCAGGGUGGGGCGUCCUCCCCGGCGCGCGCUCUCGGGAGGCUGCCGGGGCCCGGGCGCCACGCCUACCUCUGUCCCCUGCCCGGCUCAGAGCAGCCGCUCCAACCCCCGCCCCUGCUGCUUUCAUCUUCCUAUUCCUCCUCCUCGGCUGCUCCCCCUGCCACUGCCACUGCCCCUGCCCCUGCCCCUGCCCCUGCUGCCGAUUUCCGUAAGUUGCUCAAUUGGAACGAAAGUCUCGUGUUUGAUUCCGCCCCUCUCCCCGGAGGCGAUCUUCUCCUCUUCGCCAAGGGCACGAACCACCGCCAAGGGGUCAUCAACACUGCCACUUCCAACAUCCAGUGUGUCUACAGCAGAGACUCCGAUGGCAUGGUCGCCUCCUUCCCCGCCACCACUUCAGCCCAGCAGGUGAUCAGGUGCCCCCCUCCACAGGCUCCUUUCAAUUCCAGCAACCUCCAUGUCACUGUAGCCCUCAACGGCCAGGAGCCUUUACCCUCACUUGCUACAUACAAUCCACAAAACACUGGCCUGUCUGAGACGCGUGAAAGGAAAUCGAUCUGUGCCUGCACAAUGGUUCGAAAUGUUGCCAAGUUUCUGCCUGAAUGGGUGAGGUACCAUGCUGCAGUGGGUGUUGAAAAGUUCUUUCUAUACGACAAUGCAAGCGAGGAUGACCUAGCAGGCCAGGUCUCGAGUUUGAACUCUGCUGGCAUUGAUAUCUCCACCGUGGUGUGGCCCUGGACCAAAACGCAGGAAGCAGGGCUUUCUCAUUGCGCAGCCUCGAAUCAACCUUCCUGUGAAUGGAUGGCAUUUAUGGACGUAGAUGAAUUCAUGUUUUCACCAAACUGGAACGAGGUCGAGAAGCCUUCGAAAUCGUUGCUCGAGUCGGUUGUUUCCGUUGAUCCGGAGGUUGGCCAGAUAUUCCUCCCCUGCUACGAUUUUGGUCCCUCUGGCCAAACAGCACAUCCACAGGAGGGGGUGUGCCAAGGCUACACCUGCCGGCUGACGAGAGCUGAGCGUCACAAAUCAUUGGUCCGCCUUGACGCGGUGGCAGAUUCGCUUGCAAAUUCUGUACACCAUUUUACACUAAAGCCUGGUUUCCAGAAAUUGUGGACCACUUUGGCUCGCAUAAACCACUACAAGUAUCAAGCUUGGACAGAAUUCAAAUCUAAGUUCAAACGACGCGUGUCAGCAUACGUGGCAGAUUGGACAGAUCCCGUUAACCUGCAAUCCCAUGACCGGGCCCCCGGGCUGGGAGUUGAUCCUGUUGAACCAGUUGGCUGGGCGGAGAGCUUUUGCGAGCUUAAGGAUUAUACAAUGAAGAAACUAAGUGAGAAGUGGUUCGGAAUUGGGUCUGGAGGCCGUGGAGCAACAACAGAGUUCAACUCUAACGGUGACAUUGCUCCCUCCCCCUCUCUUCCAUAGCUUAUAGUAGUAAUAUAAAAUAACUAAAGCUAGUAUAUAAAAAACACUCAACUUGCCAAAAAAAUAAAAAAUAUAGCCCUUAACUUGAUUAGUAUACACAUUUUUACAAAGAAUCAAGGCAUGCCAUUUUUACUAUUUAUACCUGCAUAUUAGAAAUGUCAUUGCUAACAUCAGUAUGUUCUCCUUGCAGUUUUUUCAGCCAUUCCCUGUCAGACAGUAAACUGCACUUGUUUUCUUCAAAUUGAGCUAGCUUAGGAUUUCUGGCCAAUGAUGAUAUAUUCUUGUUAAGCUGUUGCAAAUUGACCUCUGCAGCAGUAUGCACUGAUGCACCAUAUUUACCUUUUGGUUUUAUUGUUUUUUGCCACCUGAUGCUCCUUUUGCUGAAAGUGUAAAAUCCACAAGGCAGACACGUCAGGAAUUUGUUUCUCUUUCGACUUUACUUGGUUCAAAUGAUUAAAAGCAAUCAAUCUGAGGCGGAUCAAAAUUUUGCAUGGUCUCUUCGGUGCAAAUGAUAUAUAUGAAUUAAUCUAAGGCAUUCUUUUUUCCUGGAUGUUCUUUUCUCGUGCAAAGGACGUGCAUGAAUCCAUCUGAAACUCAUCGGCUGGUAGAGCCUUGUGCAGCAUAAAAUCUGAGGCCAGAUGUAGCUUAGCUCUUUUUGUUUCACUUUUGUUGUUUGAGGUUCAGUUCUUUUGACUGCACGGUAGUUUCUGGUUUUGCAUGAGGUUAUUGUUGUUUUUUACAGGUUAUUGGCGUGCUCCUGUUCGGUUGGCGUCACCUGUUCUUCUGGGUGCAGGUACGGUACAUUUGGGAUGUUGAGUAUUCAUUUUUAUUCUUAUUCUUUUGAUCUCUUGACUUGUUAUUUUGCAGUUGUAGUUUGGUGGGCGCCGGUGGCUGCUGCUGCCGAAUAUCGGUAUUUCGGUGAGCUAUUUCUUUUUCUAGAUGUCUAGGUUCUUCAGUAUUUUAUGGUUGGAGUUUUUUGCGGUUUCUGAUGGAUUACAAUUUUCCCCUGAGAUCCCACUCAAUGCUUUUGUUGGGAAGGAGGCCAAUUGAGAAGAUGGCUCCAUCUCAAUGCCAAUCAAUUGUUACAUGGGUACACAUUAUUCUGUUAUGCAACAUUCUGAAAAAAUAGCUAGAAUCAGCCCAUUUAAAGAGUGGACCAUUUUACUGUCAAUAUGCAUAGAUUAGAUUACAUCUGAUUUUCACCGCCUGAAUUGAGGCAAUUUGCAUUUAUCAAAUCCAUUAACAUAUUUGAGAUGAAAUGCAGGCCAUGCCUCAGCUAAUUGACAGAUCAAAGCUCCCAAUCAUAAUUGACCCCGUGAUCAAGAGCACGAUGGACCUGAAGCACUUGUACCAAGUCGCUGCAGUGGCUGUGAUCUGUGUGCAGCCAGAACCAAGUUAUAGGCCACUAAUCACAGAUGUGCGCCACUCUCUGAUUCCCCUGGUGCCCAUGGAGCUCGGAGGGACACUGAGGGCCACCUUGGAAUCGCCUCGUGUAUCACAACAUCGUUCUCCCUGCUGAGAAAUAAAUAAAAAGAGAGAUAUGAUCAGAACAUGGUGAUACAGUGGGCUUGCACCAUCCAAAUGUUUCAGAUAGCUUGUGAUGUUGAGUGCAGAUUAUUGUUUGUCGCUCCAGUUGCCUUCCUUGGUGCUUGUCUGAGGAUGUGUUCCCCAGCCUUGUGACCUACCUAUACUUGUUAGUUGGAUCGAUAGAGUUUUCAGGUUUGUGGAGAAGAGGAUCACACAUAUGAUAUUCCUUGCUGUAUAGAGAAUUCAUCUGUAUUUCCCCCCUUCUUUUUCUUUUUCCUUUGCUCGAAAAAACUGCUGUAUAGAUUAAACAUUUUCAUACAAUGAAAGAAAUAUUUGCCCCA